AUGGGACCUCAAGAGGUCAUUUAGUCCACCUUUCUCCUCCCCCAACCCACCCCUGCUCAUCAAUAGUAUGCAAAGCGGAUAGAAUCAAAAAGUCCCAGAAGGCCUGAUCCAUUGACAUUAAUGGAGAAACUCCAAGUGCCUUGCAUGGGCUUUGGAUGAGGCCAAUCAAGAAUGCUUGGGAGACCCACGGAUCCAAGUCUGGAAACAGAAUCUCCAGCACAAAUUGGCUGAGAUUGGUGAAACACCAUUAGAGAGAUGAACUUGAUGACAAAGGGUUUCAGUGAGCUCCAGGAACUAAGCAGCCGAAGGCAACAGACACCUGUAUGGAAACUUCCCAGCGGUAGAUCCACGCUGAGUAAAUCGGCUCAAGCAGUCAGACGCUACUAUGAGAACCAAGCUGAUAUCAAACCUGCUGGCGUCUCUGCGUCAGAGUAUGAGCCCCAGGUGGAGGAAUUACAGAGAUCUUUUCUAAUGCGCCCUGGAUGUCCUAGAUUUAGUAACAGAGCAACUUCAACAUCCUAUCUUGAAAGUACUUUAUCACACAGCCCUGAUUUGUCCUUUAAUCUGAGUACCAUCAGUCUGUCCUCCCAACUCAACUUUGAAGAGUGGAAUGCUGCCUUUCAGAACACAUAUCCAUUAGAAUCGGCCACCAAAGCAGCUGGCCAGCUCCUACUCAGUAAAAGUUUCAGUGGUCUCUCUAAAUGGAAGAGUUUCACAGAAGGAAUCGUUCCUGCUGAACAACAAAGAGGACCUAUAGAGAGUAAAAUCCCAUGGUACAUUGAUGUAAUCCGUGAGAAGGAACGAUGCUUGUUGAUGAUGGGAGAAAAGAUUAAUCGUCUUUCAAGAUGUGAAGCGGAAUGUGCAAGGAAGGAUGAUGUAAUCUCUAUCCUUAGGGAGGAGAUAGAGAAUCUGAAGAAGCAUCUGGAGCUGCUCAGGAGGGAAAGUGUCAUCACAGAGGAGAAAGAUGCAGCCUCCGAACCUGUAGCUGACGACAGCAAGACAAAGAUGCCUGGGCUAAGCAGCUCAGUGCAGGAGGGCUUAGGACAAAGUGGCACUAAAGAAGAUUUGAGAGAGGAGGUGGCAUGCUUAAAAUUAAAACUAAGCUACUCUGAUAAAAUUCUGGACUCUAAGAUUGCUAGCCUGUCUGAGUCCCUGAUGAAAGACCAGGAGGAACUAUGGCAACUGGAAAAGGAGUAUUCAGAAAUGCAGCAAAAGGGCUUGAGACAAGAGGACAUGGAAAAAGAGCUUCUCAGUGGUACAGAAAUUGAAGUGGCUUCUGAAGAGGAGGAGGAGAAUGAGGCAGAGGCGGAAGAGAAAGCAUCCCUGAUCAAGCUCAGAGAAUUCCAGCAAAUGAACCAAGAACUCUGUAAAGAACUGGAGAAAGCAAAGACGGACUAUGACAUGGCCACAGGUGCCAUCACUUCCUUGCAAAGGCAGCUGGCUUUCCAGGAGUCACAGCUACGGAGAGCAGAGUCUGAAAAGGAAAUGCUACAAAAGGAGCUUCGAGAGCGGGGAAGUCAACUGCAAGCCAUGUCUGCCAAGUUUUCCAGCCUUCGAGAAGAACGGAAGCGUGAAGAAAUGAUGGGAAUAAUAGAGAGAGAGAAUUACAAACUCCGACAGGACAUUGUGGAACAAGAAUCCAGACUGGCCGAGAAAAACAAACUGAUUGAUGAUUUGCAGAGCAAGAUCAACCAGCUCCAGGCAGAGGUUAUGGUAGCCCAGCACCACAUGCAGAAGCAGCUGUGUGACCAAAGUGAGACGCAGAGCCAAGUCGAGGCCUUGAAGCACGCUGAGCAGCAGGCCAAAGUUGCACUGGAGUGCAUCAGUGCCAGGUUUGAAAGAUUUCGAAGCAAAAUAAUUCAGGCCACAUACAGCGCUGCAGGCGCCAAAUCCCCCCAAGCUGAAAUUAGCGAUGAGGAGGCACUGGAGGCUAUGCAGAGAAUAAUUAGCGAGCGGCUGGAUUAUCAUCAGAUGCUGAAACAGAAGGGUGUGAAGGUCCCGUCUCUCUUCAGUAGUGAGCCAGCAAAUUUGUCCUCUCCUAAUUCUAAGACCACCAAAAAGAGUCCUGUGAAAUAGGGUAUGCCGAGAGCUGAUUCCUACAGCUGAGUCACAAAGUCAGGAAGGCGCUUUUUCCUGAGGCUCUUUCCUGGUUGUAUUUUGGUUUGUUCUGAUGUUUUGUUUUUUUAUUGACAAAGUAAAUAAUUAAAUUUGACUUCAACUGCG
Messenger RNA from Chrysemys picta bellii (western painted turtle), 2223 nucleotides. NCBI's taxonomy places the organism in Eukaryota, Metazoa, Chordata, Testudines, Emydidae. The record is from RefSeq and is a predicted model, not a curated record.